Molecule: messenger RNA, 3167 nt
Organism: Rattus norvegicus (Norway rat)
Lineage: Eukaryota; Metazoa; Chordata; Mammalia; Rodentia; Muridae
Source: RefSeq, a predicted model, not a curated record
ACUGAGCAUGAGGUCAAAAGAUCAGGAAACCUAUGUAGGAAGUAAAAGGCCAAUUGUGAGCCUUCGAGUCAGCCAUGCAGUAGCAGGGGCUAGAGAGGGACAGAGGUUGUGUGCUGCUAACAGCAUCCUCUGUGAAUGGGAACAGUCAAGUCUGCCCAAUCUUGGUGACUUAACACAGAACUGUAAUUAUGCUCACAAAUUCGACGGCUUAGACCCUUGGCAAGGAUGGGACGAGAGGGUCCCUAUGACAGGACUUCAGGACAAGCUCAUGUGGUGGAGAUUGAAAUGAUCUGGAAGCUUCUUCACUGUUGCCUGUGGUGCCUGGGCUGGACGGCUCUGAACACUCAUCUGGAACUCUUGCACACGUGAUAUCUAAUGACUUGGGCCUUCUCACUGUGUGGUGGCAUCAAGAUGUGUUGGCUUUUCUGAUGGAGGCUCAGAGCUUUGAGAGUAUCUACAGGGAGAAAAGUCAAAAUGUGGAGCCCUUUAUGACAUCACCCAUGCCUGUGGGUCAGAGCUCCUGCAGCAGAGAAAGUUUAGAAGCAAGGACACAGCCCCUGGCUCUCAAAUGAUUGCCAGUGUACUUGGACCACAAUUACCUGGCUAUAUCAUAUCACAUCAUUUUCGAUGUCAGAGGGGAUGUAGUGUGGGGAGACACUUGUAUUUAAGAGGGUUUCAGAGCCUUCCAACUGAGUGCAAACAGACUUAGAAUACCCUGACAUUUUGUUUUGUUUUAUGUGCACGAAAGCAAAUCUGACAAACUUGUUCUUGAUGAAUCUAAAAUAGAUCUUUUAAUUCAUUUAACGUGCAAAUGCCUUACAGUACAUAGCAUCGGAUUGGUGGGCUUUUGUUUCUGUUUUAGGAAUUAUUUGAAAUGAUAGAGUAUGUUGAACAGGUGAUGCUUUCAAAUCUGGUGUAUUUCCCAUUGGUAUACAUGAUGGUUCUCCUGACUUGCAACUAAGAAACGCAGCAGGGUCCAAACAGGAGAUGAACGUUAGCCCAGGUGCCUCUGAGAAAGCCUCUAGGAGAUUCUGAGUUCCACCUCCCCGUUCAGGCCUUCCCAAGGAGCCCCAUCUUGAAAGCUCUCCUGCCCUAUUCUUUCGUAGGGUCCAUCUGUUCAAAUAUAGUAAAAUGGUUAUGUCACCAAGGUUGGAUGGCUUGCCACACAGCAGUGGAUGACUGGACUGUCAUGUUCACAGAAGAUAGUGGCAGGAACCUGUCCUCUCCACCCCUUUCUACACUUUGUCAUCACCUGGCUGUCUUGAGGACCCACAAACAGCUUCCAAUUUCCCACAUGGACUUCCUUAUUCAUGAUGCCUGUGAUCUUGACCACUUUAAAAUGCCAUCUCAGUGAACAAAAUAUCUGGAUUUAGUGGCAAGCACAGAGAACUUCCUGUACCAGCAUGUUGACUGGAAAAACAACCAUGAACUUGGCUUGGACCCCAGAACUGUCUACCGCGAAGACCAGAACCCAAGGCUUAUGUGGCCCCGAAAGAACUCGAAAUUUGAACCAUGCCAGGCCACCCCUGACAUCUACUUCAUUAUGGAUAAGUCUCGUCGCAUGCUGCACGGCUGGCCACAUGUUCCCAAGUUUGUGCUGGAUAUGGUGACAAGGUUAUCAAACCAGAAUCUGCGGGUAUCCAUCAUCACCUACUCCUGUAAGGGCAACAUCUUCCUGCCCAUCACUGGGGACAGAGAGGAAAUCCUCAAGGGUAUCGAAAGAAUGAAGUAUACCAUAACCACAGGACACGAGCACAUUUACCAAGGGUUGUGGAAGGCAACUAAACAGAUGAUAAAGGCCAACAGAAGAGGCGCCGGGAGGCCCAGCAUGAUCAUCUUCUUGCUCAACGGCCCUCUAAGCAAUCAGGCCUAUGGGUAUUCACUGGAUGAGGCUAAUGAUGCUCGGAAAAUGGGAGCAACCAUUUACGGCGUGGGUACAGGCCAGUCUGAGAGAAAUCAGAUAAUAGGACUUACGGGUGGUCCAGACUAUGCAUUUACAAAUAAGAGACCUGAAGAUCUGAAUGACCUCAUUAAUCCAUUAGCAUCCAAGAUCUGUCCAUCCCUUAAAACUGCAGUUACCCGCAUUAUAUGUAUAAAAGAAUCAAACCCAGUGGUACUUGAAGGAUAUGGCUUUGACUUCGCCAUGCGUAAAGAAGAUGUUAUCUGCAGGUUCUACUUAGGAGGCGUAAAACAUCUCAAAGAUGCCAACCCCAUCAAUAUAACCAAGACGACUAUUACUUGUCCUGGACCAAUUGUAGAUUCUGAAGGAAGAGCGAUCAAUAUUCUACUCAGCCUGGACAACGGAAAAAACUUCCUGAAUAACGGUUUAUACGUUGCCAGUAGGAUAUGUGGCAAAAGUCCACUAACUACAGUUAAAACCAGCGGAAAAACUACAACCAUAACUACAAAAACUACAAGGAGGACUACCACCACAACUCCAUCCACUACAACUACUACACCCACCACCAUCACAGAGAAACCGAAGCCAAGCAUCGAUAAAUUCAUUUUUGUCCCUAUACUUCUGGCCCUGCUGCUGUCGAUGUUGCUGAUUGGUUGUUGCUGGCAGCUGUGCUGUGUUCCGCCUGUAGAGGAGCUGCCCCCACCUCAGCCCCGACCACAGCCUGUCAAGGCACGGCCAGCACCUGCACCACAACCAAAGCCCAGAGAGAAGGAACAACCUCCUCGGGUGACUCCCCCAGCACCCACAGUACCUGUAAACUCAACCUCCAUUGUGAUCAUCUGCUGUUGCACCUGCCGUGGCCUCUAUGUGAGCAGAGAUGUGGAGGGCAAUGUGACUGUGUGUAACUUCAAUCCCCUAUGCUGUCCCCAGUUGUCAUUGAUAUGGCCUCAGUAUGGUAACCAGGGGUGGUUUACCAAUGUGGCACUCGCAAAGGAACCCUGCAUUCCCAAGUUCAGCCUGCCACCCAGCCCGGAGUCUCUGCGUCUAGCUUCCUGCUCUCAGUGCCACCGUCUCCCAGAUAGGCGUCCCAGGCGUCCCUUGGGGUUGUGGCGGCUUGCUCUUCAUUCCUGGGUUCCCAGAGUGCCUCGGUCACUCCCACCUACCUAGUGGAUAUCUCAGGUGCCACCAAGCUAAGGCUAAGAGGUCUUUGCUGCUAUAUUCUGUGUAUUGGGUUUAGGAUUUUAAUAAAGGAAGUAAUAGAUUGAAA